UUACCAAGGCCUUUGCUGAUUGUGAUUAAUGAUUGACCCAAAGGUUGCUCCUGAGAGAGCUGAGAUCCUCCCCCACCCCAGGAGCAGCAGGGCUCAGGGGCUUUGCAGACCCAGCUGGACCCAGAUGCCUGCCCCCCAGGAUUACCCCGAGCUGAUCCAGCAGCACCGGCAGGCCCUGCUUCGCUGGAUCAAGGGGAACCCCCACGCCCUGCUGCGUCGGCUCCAUGACACCGAGGUGCUGAGCCAGGCCGAGUACUUCGCCCUGCUGGAGACGGCCCCCGAGAUGAACCAGGUCAUCGCGCUGCUGGAGUGGGUCAGCCAGGGUGUUGAGCGGAGCCGGUGCUUCCUGGAGGCGUUGCGGGAGCUGCAGGAGGAGUACGGCGCCGAGCUCCAGCAAUGGCUGCAGGAGAAGUACCCGGAGAAAAAGAGACCGUGUCCUCCAUUGCAACCAGAUAAUCCCAACCCUCCGAAAUCCAACCACACAUUCCUGCAGAAAAUCCUACGGAAAAAAAACAAGAAGUAUGAGCCAACCCCAGAGCCGCCAGGUGAGGAGCGCACUGGGAAUCUGAACUUCCGAAAGGCCCCGAGUGCCUCGUUGAAAGCUGUCCUGCAGCGCCACCGGGCCUCUCUGCUGCGGCACACCCAGCAGCUGUGCACCAACGCCUGUGACGCCCGCUCCUGCGCCCUCAUCGAGAUCCGCUACACCCCGCUGCUGCUGCUGGACCACCCCGGCCCCAUCCAGGGCCCCCGCCGGGUGGCCCUGAGCGGCGCCGCCGGCAUUGGCAAGAGCGUGACCAUGCAGAAGAUCCUGCACGACUGGGCGCUGGGCGCGGCUUUCCAGGGCCCCCUCUGCGCCUUGGAUUUCUCCUGCCGGGAGCUCAGCAUGAUGUCCAGCCCUGUCACCCUGGAGGGGCUGAUAUGCACCAAGCGUCCCCACCUGCAGGAGGUGCUGCCCGAGCUGCUGGCACGGCCCGGGGACCUCCUCAUCCUCGUGGACGGCUUGGAUGAAUUCCGGCACCCAUUGGACGGUGGAACUCCCUGCCACCGGCCCGGCCAGCCAGCCCACGUCAAGGAGCUGCUGCACGGCCUCAUCGACGGGACCCUGCUGCCCGGGGCGGCCGUCGUGGUGACGUCUCGGCCAUGCCUGGCCCUCUCCAGCAUCCCCUUUGAUCGCCACUUGCUGAUCCUCGGCUUUGAUGAGGACCAGGUGGAGGACUACUUCCGCCGGUUCUUCCGGGAUGCCGAGCGAGCCGCUGCCGUGCAGGGCUACAUCUCCGGCCACCAAGGCUUAGCCGGGCUUUGCUUCAUUCCCCUCUACUGCUUCAUCUUAUGCACCGCCCUGGGGGAGUUCUUCCCCGCCGGCAGGGCAGCUGACCCAUCUCCACCCACCACCAUCACCGAGGUCUAUCGCUGCUAUAUGGCCACCAUCCUGGGAACCGGCUGGUCUCCGGAGCCGGGCUCCAGGCAGCAGGUCCUGGGCCUGGGGCGCCUGGCAUACGCGGGCCUCUUGGCCGGCAAGAUCCUCUUCACCCCAGCUGAGCUGCGGGAAUUCGGAUUCGACCCCCAAGACCUUCCGGGCACUUUCUUCAACCCCAUCUUCUCCAGAGAAGACCACCAGGUCUAUUGCUUCUUCCAUCUGACGGUGCAGGAGUUCUUGGCUGCACUCUACUGCGUGGCUGCCCUGGAUCCUGGCGCUGAGGACCUCAUGCCCUGCCUGGAUCUCUGGUGGGAGGGAUCAGCCGGGCAGGAUGGGGACCCAGAGCCUUCCUGGACAUCACCAGGUGAAUCCAGUCUCCUCCACUCCACCAGGCAGCUCCUGAGGGGCCACCAGCCCCGGUGGGACAAUCUCCAGAUGUUCGCCAGGUUCUUCAUGGGGCUGCUGACCUCCAGGAUGGAGGGGAAGCUGGAAGGGUUGGCCGCAGGCUUCUCCGGAGACGUGCUGGGGCCUGUGGCGGACUGGCUGGGGAGGAAGCUCAGGGGAGACACCGAGAGGCGCCUCCUCUCGCUCCUGCAUUGCGUGGCUGAGCUGCACCAGGAGGGGGUGACAGGCCGGGUGGCCUGCGAGCUGGAGGACAUCAACCUCUUCAAGGUGACCCUCAAUCCAGCUGACUGCGCCGCCCUGGCCUACGUGCUGGGGGCCUCCGAGCCUGGGCGGGUGAAGAACCUCAACCUGAGCUACAGUAACAUGGGCAUGGCCGGGCUGCGCAGGAUCCGGGGACUGCUGCACCGCUGCGAGACGCUGCAGCUGCGCUACAAUUCUCUGGACAAGGAGGCAGCCAUCAUAGAGGCCGAGGUGCUGAGAUCCCCUCAAUGCCAAGUGAAACGGCUGCUCCUGUGAGGGAACUGCCUGGGCUCGGAGGGGGCGAGGCGGCUGUGGGAGGCCCUGCGGGAGAACCGCACCCUGGAGGAGCUGUACCUG
Molecule: messenger RNA, 2419 nt
Organism: Chelonoidis abingdonii (Abingdon island giant tortoise)
Lineage: Eukaryota; Metazoa; Chordata; Testudines; Testudinidae
Source: RefSeq, a predicted model, not a curated record